Messenger RNA from Callorhinchus milii (elephant shark), 1318 nucleotides. Its product is annotated as TMEM219 domain-containing protein. The record is from RefSeq and is a predicted model, not a curated record. Bases 137 to 1075 code for a protein of 312 amino acids. The transcript is spliced from 7 exons. NCBI's taxonomy places the organism in Eukaryota, Metazoa, Chordata, Chondrichthyes, Chimaeriformes, Callorhinchidae.
UCCGGUCGUGUACGGCAGGAGCGGUUGCGGGGCGGAGACGGUGGGGGGGGAGUCAUGGCGCUGCUCCUGGUCAGGGCCGCUCUGCCUCGGCACCGGAGGGACUGACACCAGAGAGCAGGUUCUCCUGGCUCCCGCGAUGGUGAAGUGGCACCUGGUCGAGAACGUGAAGCACUGGGCUUACCGACGGCCCCCAGUGGUCGUGUUUGUUUUGAGCAUCAGCUCUCUGGCCAUCGCCUUCCUCAGUCUGGGCAUCUACAUCCAGUCGCACAAGGUGGCGAGCGUGGAAGACACUCAGGCCAGGAACAUCUUCUUAAAAUCUCUGAGUGAGCAGGAAUUCUGUACAUCUGAAAACAUAGCUCUGCGUGUGACGGAUACAGAAAGACUGCGGGACGCCGAGGGUAAUGGCGGUGCUACAAGGAGACGGCCGGACCUCGAUGCCUUGUCUCGUCCCACAGAGAACCAACGUCCGGGCACAGUCACCCUCUCAUCAGGGACCCCAGUCAGCGUCUCUCUGCUGGUCCCAAUGGCUUUUGGCAUUGCCAAAGGGGUGUCUGGUGACCGAACUUACCUCCAGGCCGUGGCGAAUGGGAGCAGGUUUGGUCUGACGGAUUCUGAAGCGAAGGAGAUGAUUAACAUCUCGCUGGUGUUGCCCUGGCGACCAGGACCAUACCCCUCCCAAGUCAACUCCUCAGCGACAAAGACUUCACUUACCUGCGUGACAAUGACGGCAGCUGCACACGUCCUCCCCCAAGCGCGGAAAUAUUUUCCUCCUUGUAAAUUGGAGAAUUUCACCGAUGUCACAGCUCCUCACCCAAAGUCUAGAUCAGUGGAGGGAUCAAUGAAGACUUCACCAACUGUACAAUGCUACAAGGCCCAAUACACAGUGGACCCCGCAUUUUUCGUUUGGUUGUCAGAGGAGGAGCGAGCUCUCAGUGGGCGCCAUUUAUUGUCGACCAGUUACGCACUGUUUCUUCUGGCAAUGAUUAUCUUCUGCCUGUCUGCAGUGUGUGGGCUGAGCAGGAAAACCAGCCCCAAAGCUUUGAACCUGCACAAGGUGCAGCUUUUGGACUUGUGAUUGUGGACACAUCUCCAGCCUCAUUGGGAGAAACUGUUGAUGGAGUGUGUUUGAGAACAGCAGGAAACACAGCUUCUGAACGCUCUCCUGAAAGGUUCCUACAUGAGACUUGAACAGCGUUGAAGUAACUGGAUAAUCCAUUCUGCAGGUCACAUGUCAAUAGCAGUGUCACUACAGUGUGUACUCAACCGAGGCGUCAGGUUUGACCCCCAAUUAUCCUUCCUCCCCCACAUCCGGUCCCUC